Molecule: messenger RNA, 901 nt
Organism: Hibiscus syriacus
Lineage: Eukaryota; Viridiplantae; Streptophyta; Magnoliopsida; Malvales; Malvaceae
Product: probable calcium-binding protein CML46
Exons: 3
Coding region: 1-846 (281 amino acids)
Molecular function (GO): calcium ion binding
Source: RefSeq, a predicted model, not a curated record
AUGGGUGAAGCGGCGGCAUCUGGUAAUGGAAAGGCGAUGGCGGCAUAUAUGGCUACAGUGACUGCUGGGAAGGUCCUGCUGGUGCAGCUGAGGAGGAUAACCAGAAGCACUGCUCUCCCAUCCACGAGUCGGGGGACGAUGGUGCUGUGUCGUGAACGUCUUUGUCGACGUCGUGGAAAGCAUACAGGCAGCUUCCUCGUUAACUCAUUAAAUACCCUCUCAAACUCCACAGCUUUUCAUCAACCCAUUCAGAUUCUUCUUCCAUUUCUCCAGAUUCAACCACUUUCUCUCAAAGCUGGCCAACCAUUUCCUUCAAUGGAAUCACCAUUCCCACAAACUCCAAACCCAAACCACUUCCCAUUCCUCGAUCUAACUCUCCUGUUCCACGCUUUCGCCUGUUUCACCACUUUUCUCUCAAGAUAUCGCAGCCCAAAGUCAUCGGAUCGAGGGAAAAAUCUGGGUUUCGACCGUCCGAUCGAGGAGGAAGAAGAUGAAUUGAGGGUUCAUAGAAAAGACGUGGAGAGAUUGAUGGGAAAUCUGGGGAUUUUCUGCAGCAAAGAAGGCGAGGAACUGAGUGAAUCGUUUGGGUUCGAUGAAAUUUCGAGGGUUUUUGAAGACGAGGAGCCGAGUUUGGGCGAAUUGAAGGAUGCUUUCGAUGUUUUUGAUGUGAACAAAGAUGGGUUCAUCGACGCCGAUGAAUUGCAGAGAGUUAUGUGUGUUUUGGGAUUGAGAGAAGGUUCAGGGAUUGGGAAUUGCAAGAACAUGAUCGAGAGAUUUGAUGAAGACGACGAUGGUAGAAUAGGGUUUAAGGAGUUUGUAAAGUUCAUGGAGACCAGUUUUUGCUGAAUCAAUCGAUUCAGUUUCUUUCUUUUUUUUAAUGGAAACUUUUAGAUUAUUUUCA